Molecule: messenger RNA, 1696 nt
Organism: Bradysia coprophila
Lineage: Eukaryota; Metazoa; Arthropoda; Insecta; Diptera; Sciaridae
Product: sorting nexin-2-like
Biological process (GO): early endosome to Golgi transport
Cellular component (GO): endosome membrane; endosome
Molecular function (GO): phosphatidylinositol binding
Source: RefSeq, a predicted model, not a curated record
ACGUCGGUGUUUUUCAAAACAAAGGACCUAUUAUCAUUGAAAAUCCUGUCAACUCCUUUCUUUUGUUGAAAUUUCAAUUUAAAAAGAAAUUAUUUUCUGUUAAAUGAAUUUACCAUAUGCAUCGUUCAAAGAAAUUAACUGGAGUAAACUACACCCACUUAUUGUCGUUAUCUCCAUCGUAAAUAAUAAUUGUAUUGACUGGAGCUCAUUAGUCAUUUUUGGUGAAUUAUAAAAACAUUUUUGCCGAUCGUUCUUUGUCGUUCAUUAGAAAAACAAAACAAAAAUUCAAUCUGUUUCAAAAUCCACAACAAUGGAAGACGUAGCCACGGAAGAAAUGACCGAUCAGUUCAUUGAAAUAACAGUGUCUGAACCACAUAAGAUCGGUGAUGGUAUCGGCUCGUACAUCGCCUAUAAAGUAUCUACACGCACAAGCAUUCCGGCUUUCAAGAAACGGCAAUUCAGUGUAAUGCGUCGAUUUAGUGACUUUCUUGGCAUUCACGGCUUAUUGGUGGAGAAAUAUUUACGACGUGGACGUAUUAUACCACCGGCACCGGAGAAGAAUCUGAUCGGCUCGACCAAAGUGAAGAUGAGUCAAACGCCCAGUGCCGAAACCGCUAAUGGCGUCGGAAUGGAAUGGCUCGAAAAUCGUCGGGCAGCAUUGGAACGAUUUUUGUGUCGAACGGCUAAGCAUCCGGUGCUGUGCAUUGAUCCAGAUUUUAUAAAUUUCUUGCAGAGCGAUGAAGAGCUGCCGAAAUCGGUCAAUACGGCAGCGUUGAGCGGAGCGGGUGUAAUGAGGCUGUUUAAUAAAGUUGGAGAGACGAUGAACAAAAUUACAUACAAAAUGGAUGAAAAUGAUCCGUGGUUCGAGGACAAAAUUAUCGAAAUUGAAAAUUUGGAUACUCACAUGCAAAGACUACAUUCCGCAAUCAAAUCUCUAGUUAUCUAUCGAAAGGAAUUAUCGUCGCUGACGGGUUCGGUUGCUAAAUCGGCUGCUGUAUUAAGUACAUGCGAAGAACAUACGGGACUCUCCAGAGCAUUGUCUCAGUUGGCAGAUGUCGAGGAAAAAGUUGAAUUGUUGCGAUCGGAACAAUCCAAUUCAGAUCUGUACAUACUGUCGGAGACAUUGAAGGAUUACAUUGGGUUAUUCGGUGCUAUAAAGGAUGUGUUCCAUGAACGUGUCAAGGUUUUCCAAAACUGGGAACAUGCUCAGCUUCAGCUGACCAAACGUCGUGAAAACAAAACACGAAUGGAAUUAGCCGGUCGUAACGACAAAGUGGAACAGUACGAAAAAGAGGUCGAAGAGUGGGAGGCAAAAGUCCAACGGUGCCAGAAAGAGUUCGAAGAAAUUUCAGCCGAAAUCAAGCGUGAAACGGAACGAUUUGAAAUCGAUCGUGUGCGUGAGUUCAAAACGACCAUUAUCAAGUAUUUGGAAGACCAGAUGGCUCAUCAACAGCAGGUGAUCAAAUAUUGGGAUGCAUUCGUUCCCAAUGCCAAAGAGAUAAACUGAUUCCAUAUGUAUGGCGUCGGCGUAUAUUCAUUGUUAGAUAUGAAUUCAUUUGUGUGCAUGCGAAAGAGAGAGAAAAAAAAAUAUUUUUUUUAUAAUUCCGUUUAAGUGAUGGUCGAAAGACAUGUUGAACAUGUAAGAACAAACGAGAAGAAAUUACUUUAAAAUAUACAUUACAUACCGUACCGCUAC